Messenger RNA from Staurois parvus, 388 nucleotides. Lineage: Eukaryota; Metazoa; Chordata; Amphibia; Anura; Ranidae. The record is from the annotation of a GenBank genome assembly.
GGGAGAAGCGGAUAUAGUGAAUGCGGGGUCCGGGGGUGAGAGCGGAUAUAGUGAAUGCGGGGUCCGGGGAGAGCGGAUAUAGUGAAUGCGGGGUCCCGGGGAGAGCGGAUAUAGUGAAUGCGGGGUCCCGGGAGAAGAGCGGAUAUAGUGAAUGCGGGGUCCGGGGAGAGCGGAAGCAUAUGUGAAUGCGGGGUCCGGGGAGAGCGGAUUAUAGUGAAUGCGGGGUCCGGGGAGAGCGGAUAUAGUGAAUGCGGGGGUCCGGGGAUGGACGGGAGCGGAUUAUAGUGAAUGUGCGGGUCGGGGGAGAGCGGAUAUAGUGAAUGGGACGGUUCCGGGGAGAGCGGAAAUAUGGAAUUGCGGGGUCUGGGGAUGAGCGGAUAUAGUGAAU